AAAUGAAAAUUACCCGGUUAUAUACCAGCAUCGUUAUGAAGCGCCUGAUACUCACAGCCUUGAUGAGCAAGAAGCACUGGUUAUUUUGAUACUGCCAAGGUUUUCUUCUGAUCUUCUCGGCCACGCACGCUAGCUCGCUCGCAGCAACAAUGGUUCUCGAGGCGACUAUGAUAUGCAUCGAUAAUUCCGAAUGGAUGCGAAAUGGCGAUUACUCGCCCUCUCGAUUUCAAGCUCAAGCAGAUGCUGUUAAUCUCAUAUGUGGUGCCAAAACACAAUCGAAUCCAGAGAAUACGGUGGGGAUUCUAACAAUGGCAGGCAGAGGAGUACGUGUUCUGACAACUCCUACUACUGAUCUUGGCAAAAUUUUGGCUUGUAUGCAUGAUGUUGAAAUGGGGGGUGAGAUGAACAUGGCAGCUGGAAUACAGGUUGCUCAACUAGCUCUUAAGCAUCGGCAGAACAAAAAUCUGCAGCAAAGAAUAAUAGUCUUUGCUGGAAGUCCUGUCAAAUAUGAUAGAAAGGUGCUGGAGGUCAUAGGGAAGAAAUUGAAGAAGAACAGUGUAGCCCUUGAUAUUGUUAAUUUUGGUGAAGAAGAAGAUCGAAAGCCACAGAAGUUAGAGGCCCUCCUUUCUGCUGUCAACAAUAAUGACAGCAGCCAUAUAGUUCACAUUCCUCCUGGUCCAAAUGCCCUUUCUGAUGUGCUUAUCAGUACUCCUGUAUUCAAUGGGGAUGGCGGAGACAGUGGCCUUCCUGCAGCAGCAGUUGGGAGUGACUUUGAUUUUGGUGUAGAUCCUAACUUAGAUCCUGAGCUAGCUCUUGCCCUUAGAGUUUCUAUGGAAGAGGAGAGGGCAAGGCAAGAAGCUGCUGCCAAGAGGGCUACUGAGGAAUCAGCUAGACAAGAAAGGAAAGAGGAACCAUCAUCCAAUCCACAGGAUGCAACUAUGGUUGAUAAUGCUAAUGAUAGAGCUUCUGAAACAACUGGGAACACUACUGAUCCCGUGGAUAAAGUUAAUGCAUUGUUGCAGCAGGCUGUAACACUGUCAAUGCAGACUCAUGGAUGUAAUGAUCCCUCUGUGCAUGAUGUUGAAAUGUCAGAAGCUACUCACGAGGAUCAGGAGCUGGCUAUUGCUCUUCAGAUGUCCAUGCAAGACGAUGCCAAAGAUCUAUCGAGUCAAUCAGAUAUGAGCAAGGUGCUGGAGGAUCAGUCCUUUAUGUCAUCUGUCCUUGCAUCACUUCCAGGAGUGGACCCUAAUGAUCCUGCAGUUAAAGAUCUGCUUGCGUCUUUGCAAAGCCAAUCUGAGUCUGAACAAAAGAAGAAUGAAGACCAGCCACCAAAUGAUGAAAAGUGAAAGUUUUUGGUGACACAGCUUCUAUAUCAAUGACAGGCUUGCAACUUCGAUGGUGUCUUUGCUGUAUUGCAUUGCUGAUUUUUUUUUUUUUUUUCUCAAGUUCUGGUGCAUUUCAGUUGAAAAUGAUUGAGACAACUGACAAUUUGCUGCCAUCUUAUGUUUGUUAACAUAUUAUGCAGCAGAAAUAUGGAAGAUUUGUACUUUGCAUGCAUCGAUGAAUGACUACUGUUUAAUGC
Molecule: messenger RNA, 1582 nt
Organism: Manihot esculenta (cassava)
Lineage: Eukaryota; Viridiplantae; Streptophyta; Magnoliopsida; Malpighiales; Euphorbiaceae
Product: 26S proteasome non-ATPase regulatory subunit 4 homolog
Exons: 10
Coding region: 150-1346 (398 amino acids)
Biological process (GO): proteasome-mediated ubiquitin-dependent protein catabolic process
Cellular component (GO): cytosol; nucleus; proteasome regulatory particle, base subcomplex
Molecular function (GO): polyubiquitin modification-dependent protein binding
Source: RefSeq, a predicted model, not a curated record